This is a messenger RNA of Effrenium voratum, 796 nucleotides long. The record is from the annotation of a GenBank genome assembly. Lineage: Eukaryota; Dinophyceae; Suessiales; Symbiodiniaceae.
GGUCCAGGGUCAGGCAAGCGAGCCCAGUGAAAUUAGACUUGAUCCUGGCUCGAGCUGCUCAAGCGUGAUGUAGAGGCGCACAGAGAGAGGCCAUGCGUAAGGAGAAGGAGACGACAUCUCUCACACUUUGGAGUUGCGCUGUCCAUGUGUUUUUCAUUUACUUGUUGGAUGAGCUGAAACAAGGUGUCAGCUUGCCUCAGGACAUCGUCCAAGUGUCGGUCAAAGCCGAGGAAAGCGAUGUCAUCACAGAGUCUGCCAGUCAGAGGUAUUUUGCAGAUUUUCACGCCUUGCUCACCAAGCCAUGCUGCCACGAGAUUGCGGUGCAGGGGCCCCGCCGGGACAACAAGGCGCAGGCCAUCAAAGACUGUGAGGUGUUGCGGCAGGCCUUUGAGAACGAGGGAGAAGCAGGCGUGAAGCGCAUCGCUGCCAACAUGGACCAGAAGAAAGCCGAAGCAUCGGAAGUGCUAGAAGGCAUUUUCAGUGCCAUGCAGCGAAACAUUGCCCCAGAGCGGUUGAUCCCGCCAGGGGAGGGUUGGGUGCGCUUCAACGACGAGAUGCUGUGGGAGCCUAGGAGCGAGGUGUUCUUUGCGCAGAAGGGCUCACAGAUGGGACAAUACCUGGCCCGCGCCGGCGCAGGGUUCAAGCAGGUGGAGACGCCGCACGUGGCCACGGAGGCUGCGGUGGCCAUGCGGGCAGGAGGUGCAAAUAUCUUGCGCAAGGGGUCCAAGCUGGACAGGACAGUUCUGCUUCCAGAGCUGAAGAAGAUCGCACGGCUGGCGUUGAAGUGGGGCUCGCA